Molecule: messenger RNA, 306 nt
Organism: Podarcis lilfordi (Lilford's wall lizard)
Lineage: Eukaryota; Metazoa; Chordata; Lepidosauria; Squamata; Lacertidae
Source: the annotation of a GenBank genome assembly
AUGUGCAGCCCGACUCCGCCGCCCAGUAGCAGGCGAGCAGGGAGCAGCGACGGGAUCCGGAGCGGCGCGAGGCGAUCGGCGGACCGGAGGAUCCCCCGCGCUUGCCUCCGCCGCUGGACAGCCCAGGCGACGAGAGUCCCCGCGCGCAGCCCCGCGACGCCGCCGCUGCUGCUGUCGCUGCUGUGGCGGGAGAAUUUGCAAGAGCAGCGGCGGAGGCGGCGGCAGAAGCAGCGAGGAGGAGAAGGGGAACCCGGGAAAGUUUGCUUGGCCUUUGACAGAGGCGAGGAGGGCAGUCAGACGUGGUGA